UUACAUUUUAAUAUAUUUACUUAUUUAAAAUAUUAAUACGGUGAAGAAGUUUGUACUGGAGGAUAUAAGUGCUUAAGAAAGUGGAGGUGCACUCAGAGACUAUCGUGAAAUCGAAGGUGAAGGAUGUCCCAAUACGUCUAUUCCAUCGUGUUAUUAAUCGCGAUCUCUUCGCAAGGAUACGCGCAAACAAAAGAUAGUAAAUGCGAUGAUCCUGGAAAAUGGUGCGAAAACAUUUGGUAUUGCAAAGAGGAUUCGUAUCCGGAGAAAUACAAAACUUGCGGUAACGACGGAUUAGUGGAUCGAGUGUGCUGUGAUCCAAUUUACAAUCAAACGAAAAGCAGAAAACAAUGUGAUGCGCUUUACAAGAAAAUAGAAAUCGAUGAAUAUGGGAACAGAGAUUAUGAUUCCAUCAAACCAAGUCCCGACAUAUUAACAGAGAGUUUUCCUUACGUUGCGGCUUUGGGACAUCGCAAUGGAUCGAAGACGGAUUGGCUGUGCGCCGGUAGUUUGAUCAGCAAUAAAUACAUUUUGACAGCUGCCAAAUGCCUAAAUGGAAAUGUGAAUAUUGUUCGACUUGGAGAUUUGGAUUUGAAUAGGGAUGACGAUGAGGUUGAUCCACAAGAGUACGGAGUUAUAAAAGAGAUCAAACAUCCCAAGUACAUAGCACCGGCAGUUUACAACGAUAUAGGUCUCAUCGAGUUGAAUAGUAUGGUGAGAAUCACGAAAUUCGUGAAACCAGGUUGCAUCUUCGACGAGUCAGAGUUGAGGGAUAAACUGUGGCAGGAAUCAGGUUACAAGGAUCCUGGAAGCAAGGAUGUCUUAACGUCGAUUGGUUUGAUUGAGUUGGCGAAACGCGCAUGCCAUCUUUACUUCAAUUCUGAUAGAUUUGCAAAUCAAAUUCCUUUUGGUCUUGAUGAUGACACGCAGCUUUGCGGUAGCUCGGUGUAUGCGAGAGGAGAUUGUCAGACGGAUAUUGGAGGUCCUUUGAGUCACAGAGAUUUAAACUACAUUGACGCCAAUUUCAUUAUUGGCGUGGUAACAAUUCCGAAACCUUGCUCCACCACUACGAACAAACCCGGACUUUACACCAGAGUUUCCAAUUACGCUCCGUGGAUCGAGUCGAUCGUAUUUCCAGAAUCAUAAAUACUUCUUCUUUCCUCCGUCUUCCAUCUUCAUAUCACUUCAUAUAUCAUGCAUUUUUCGUAAAUAAAU
Molecule: messenger RNA, 1212 nt
Organism: Nicrophorus vespilloides
Lineage: Eukaryota; Metazoa; Arthropoda; Insecta; Coleoptera; Silphidae
Product: serine protease snake-like
Exons: 6
Coding region: 124-1143 (339 amino acids)
Biological process (GO): proteolysis
Molecular function (GO): serine-type endopeptidase activity
Source: RefSeq, a predicted model, not a curated record